AUGCAGCAUGUUGGAGGGGCCCUAAACUCACCCAGUGCAUCCAUAGGGUUCAACAACACACCCUUCACGCUCCAGAAUCCACCUGGAAUGUCAGACUUGUCAAAUGCAGCCGUGGUGGUUCAGAAUCCUUCCAUGGCGAUCCAGAAUCCUGUUGGAAUGGCAAAUUCCCAGAAUCCACCCACGGGGGCUCUGAACGUGACAGGAACAACUACCCUACAGAACUUACCCGUGGUGAACCAGAAUCCCACUGUGCUUUCCCCAGGAACCACACACAUUGAGAACCAACCUAUUUCGUCCUUAUCAUCUGGAAACUUUACUACGUUUGAUGUAAAGAGAUUCAUGGCUCAGGAGGUCAAUUCCUUAGGGGCUGUACAAAUCAUGACUGGCCUGAUGCAUAUCUGCCUUGGCUCCGUUCUCUUGUAUUUCUUGAAAGUUGUGCUCACCUACUCGGGGUAUCCGUUCUGGGGAGGACUGUCGUUCAUUGUUUCUGGAACUCUCUCAAUAUUAGCUGCAAAACAACCAGCACAGUGCAUGGUAAGAGGCAGUGUUGGAAUGAAUAUUGUGAGUGCCAUCUUCUCCAUUGGUGGAAUGUUAAUUCUUAUCACUGACCUUAUAGUGGUAGAGAAUGCGAGCCCAAAUACCUUUAUCUCCAGUGUCCUCUUUCUCUUCAGUUUCCUGGAGUGCGUGAUCACCUGUGUAUCUUCUCAUUUUGGGUGUGAGGCCAUAGGAUGGAACAACUGGACCACGAUGAUCCUCCUUCCAAACGCAGCCAACACAAGCAGAACCAUGGCCAGAGCCCCGCAGCAAGGCUUCACGUCCGGAGGGGAAUACCCUGAGUCCUUACCUUCAGAAGGAAAGAAGACUCCCCAGGCACCUGACUGCGAAGACCCAAGAUCAUAAGGAUGCUGAUGCUGACUUAGCAGUCCCGGCUUCCUCCGGAAAAGGGCAGUGGCCCCAUAUGCUGCUUUCCCCAGGGAUCCGUUUCCUUCCAUGAGGCUUGGGACUCCAAGACCAUCUCUUCUUGAGCAAUUUAUGUUGCAAAGGCACCCAAGAUCACAUAGUCAUUGCCAGACUUACCUCCCCUCUCCCUCCC
Messenger RNA from Phascolarctos cinereus (koala), 1093 nucleotides. The record is from RefSeq and is a predicted model, not a curated record. Lineage: Eukaryota; Metazoa; Chordata; Mammalia; Diprotodontia; Phascolarctidae.